Molecule: messenger RNA, 2562 nt
Organism: Fraxinus pennsylvanica
Lineage: Eukaryota; Viridiplantae; Streptophyta; Magnoliopsida; Lamiales; Oleaceae
Source: the annotation of a GenBank genome assembly
AUGUCUACUAAGUCCAAAUCUGGUGCUUCUGAAACCCACAACAAAAGAGCAUCACCAGCAACUCCCGUGGUCAGCAAGUCGAGCAGGGGAGUGGCCAAAUCUGAUGCUGAUUCGGCCUCUCCCCUGCAAAAUUCUCGACUUUCAGUUGAUCGAUCUUCAAUACUGGUCACUCCAAAGCCUGUAGUAGACCGGCGGUCUUCCAAGCCCAGUAACACACCUGAUAAAAAACCAGCUCGGACUUCAAAACCAUCGGAACUUCAGGAGGAAUUAAAUCUUGCUCGGGAAGAUCUUAAGAAGGCCAAGGAGAAGUUGGUUUUGGUUGAGAAAGAAAAAGCAAAAGCUCUUGAUGAAUUGAUUGAAGCACAGGGAUCAGCUGAGGAAGCAGAUGGGAAACUCAGAGAGGCGUUGGCAGCUCAAAAGCGGGCUGAAGAUAAUAUUGAGAUUGAAAAGUUCAGAGCAGUUGAGAUGGAACAGGCUGGCAUUGAAGCAACCAAAAAGAAGGACGAGCGAUGGCAGAGAGAGAUUGAAGCAGCGAGAACCCAGCAUGCAUUGGAUGUGGCAGCUCUCCUAUCUGCCAAUCAGGAACUUGAUAAGGUGAAGCAAGAGUUGGCUAUGGUUGCUGAUGCAAAAAACCAGGCACUCAGCCAUGCUGAGGAUGCAUCAAAAAAUGCAGAGAUUCAUGCAGAAAAAGUGGAAAUUCUUUCUGCCAAAUUGGUUCGAUUGAAAUCCAUGCUUGACUCGCAAGUUGAAAUGGAAGCUAAUGAGAACAGUAAGUUGGUGGAAGUACUGAAAUUGGAGAUCGAUACUCUGAGACAAGAACUUGAAAGGGCAAAUAUUAAUGAGGAGAAAUUGGCAGAGAGAGAGGUUACCUUAGAGCAACUUAAUAUUGAUCUGGAGGCUGUGAAAAUGGCUGAAUCUUAUGCACAUAAUUUAGUGGAGGAGUGGCAGAAGAGGGCUCAGGCAUUAGAAGUUCAGGCAGAGGAAGCAAAGAAAUUGGAGAUAUCUGCCUCAGGAUCUCUGAAAUCUGUCAUGAAACAACUUGAAGGAAGCAACAAUUCAUUGCAUGAUGCAAAAUCCGAGAUCGCAUUCCUUAAAGAGAAGGUGGGAUUGCUGGAAAUUUCAAUUAGAAGGCAGAAGGGAGAUCUGGAGGAAUCAGAAUGCAAUCUUGAGCUAGCCAAGGAAGAAGCUUCUAAAAUGAUGAAAAAAGUUGAAUAUCUUGUGUCUGAGCUUGAAACUGUUAGAGAAGAGAGAAUUCAGGCUUCGAACAAUGAGAAGCUUGCAGCUGACAGUGUGCAAACAUUAUUGGAAGAAAAACAUAAGCUCAUAAAUGAAUUGGAAAAUUCUAGGGAUGAAGAAGAGAAGAGCAAGAAAGCAAUGGAAAGUUUAGCAUCAGCCUUGCAUGACGUUUCUUCAGAGGCAAGAGAAGCCAAAGAGAAGCUAUUGUCAGUUCAAAUUGAGAAUGAAAAAUAUGAAACUCAAAUAGAAGACCUGAAGAUGGUUUUGAAAGCAACAAAUGAGAAGUAUGAAAGCAUGCUUGAUGAUGCGAAACAAGAGAUUGAGGCUCUAACUAACUCUCUUGAACAGUCAAAGCAUGAUCUCCAGUACUCAAAAACUGAGUGGGAGCAGAAGGAGCUUCAUUUAAUGGGAAGUGUGAAGCAAUCUGAAGAAGAGAAUUCUUCAAUGGAAAAAGAAAUAAACAGGCUUGUUAAUUUGCUAAAUGUGGCAGAGGAAGAAGCUUCUGCAGCGAAGGAGGAAGAAGAUCACCUGAAAAAUUCACUUAAGAAAGCUGAAUCAGAGGUGAUUUACCUAAAGGAAGUCGUUGGCAAAGCAAAGGCUAAGAGCAUGAGAUUAAAAGAGGGUUUAAUGGACAAAGAAAAUAACUUACAGAAUAUUCUUCAGGAGAAUGAGGAGCUACAAGUUAGAGAAGCUGCAUCUCUUAAGAAGAUCGAGGAGUUAUCUAAGUUGCUUGAAGAUUUACCUAAGAAGCGUGUCGAAGAAAAUGGUGAGCUUACGGACAGUGAAAAAGAUUAUGACAUGCUUCCAAAAGUGGUGGAGUUUUCCGAACAGAAUGGCUUGGUGGAGUUCUCUGAAAAGAAUGGCACAGAGGACGUGAAGCCUAAGAUGGAGCUCCAACCUCAACAGAAGGAGCAACCUGUAGAGGAGAAGAAGCCCGCGGAAGUUAACGACAUUUUGAACCAUGAAUCUGCUCAGAUUGCUACUGAAGUUGAGAACAUAAAUGGAAACCUAAAAGAUAACGGGAAUAAAGUAAAGGAAGACGAUGAUUCUACAGAUGUUGAUCUUAAGAUGUGGGAGAGCUGCAAGAUUGAGGAAAAAGACCUCUCUCCUGAGGGAGAGCCAGAACAGGAAUCAUUUGAGGAGGAAGUGGACUCAAAAACUGAGGGUUUUAAGAGCUACAACCAGGUCAAUGGGCUACCCUCAACAGAAAAUCUUAAUAAUGCUGGAAGUUCUGCAUCAAAACAACAGAGUCAGAAAAAGAAGAAACCCUUGUUGCACAAAUUUGGAAACCUGCUGAAGAAGAAGGGCGCUACCAACCAGAAGUAA